This is a messenger RNA of Grammomys surdaster, 547 nucleotides long. Its product is annotated as inactive 2'-5' oligoadenylate synthetase 1C-like. Gene Ontology annotation, molecular function: nucleotidyltransferase activity; double-stranded RNA binding. Gene Ontology annotation, biological process: defense response to virus; regulation of ribonuclease activity; negative regulation of viral genome replication. The transcript is spliced from 2 exons. NCBI's taxonomy places the organism in Eukaryota, Metazoa, Chordata, Mammalia, Rodentia, Muridae. Gene Ontology annotation, cellular component: cytosol; nucleoplasm; membrane. The annotation marks the transcript as partial. The record is from RefSeq and is a predicted model, not a curated record.
AUGGCAAUGGAUGAAAGCAGCACUCCUAUGGACCUCAGCACUCCUGUGGAUGUCAGCAUUCCUGUGGAUCUCAGGACUCCUGUGGAUCUCCGCAGCACUCCGGCUUGGGAGAUGGACAAGUUCAUAGAGGAUCAACUUCUUCCUGACUCUACAUUUCUUACUGAGGUCAGAGCAGACAUCGAAGUCAUAAGUGCUUUUCUGAAGGAGAGAUGCUUCCAAGGUGCCGCCCACCAUGUGAGGGUCUCCAGGGUUGUGUUGGGUGGCUCCAACAAUGAACAGACUGCACUCAAGGGCAGGUCAGAGGCCAACAUGGUGGUGUUCUUUAACAAUCUCACCAGCUUUGAGGAUCAGUUAAAGUGGCGUGGAGACUUCCUUGAGGAAAUUCAGAAACACCUGUGCCAGUUGCAACAAGAGAGACAAUUUAAAGUGAAGUUUGAGAUCCAGAGCUCAGAACAGCCGGACUGCAGGUCUCUGAGCUUCAAGCUGAGCUCCCCUGAGCUCCAGCAGGAGAUGGAAUUUGAUGUGCAGCCAGCCUAUGAUGUCCUGU